GGUGAGCUCAAGGCCCGUUAUUUGCACUUCGGAGGCCCUGCAGGCAGUGAUGUUGCUCGUACACGAACUUUGGUUACAAAAUCUGGAUGGAAUACAAUGGAUCGACUCGGCCCAGUAUGGAUGUACCCCGACCGGUGCUGACUGCGAUCCGCUUAGAUGCCCUUCGUCAAGAAGCAAAAAUCCGACGCCUACUUCUCUCGGUACCAAGUCAAGUACCGCAGGAGGCGGGAGGGCAAGACCGACUACUACGCCCGCAAGCGGUUGAUCACCCAGGCGAAGAACAAGUACAAUGCCCCGAAGUACCGCCUUGUCGUUCGCUUCACCAACAAGGACAUCAUCGUCCAGGUCGUCUAUGCGCGCCUCCAGGGUGACUUCGUCCUCACCCAGGCGCACUCUCGGGAGCUCCCUCGCUACGGCAUCAACCACGGUCUGACUAACUGGACUGCCGCCUACGCUACUGGUCUCCUUGCUGCCCGCCGUGCGCUCACCAAGCUCGGCCUUGCGGACAAAUACGCUGGUGUUGAAGAGCCCGAUGGCACACUCACCAUGACUGAGGCCCUCGAUGAUGAGGACGCACCCCGUCCCUUCAAGGCCUACCUUGAUGUUGGUCUAAAGCGUACUUCGACCGGUUCCCGAGUGUUCGGUGCGCUCAAGGGUGCCAGCGACGGUGGUAUCUACAUCCCCCACAACGAAAAGCGCCUGCCCGGAUACGACGUGGAAUCCAAGGAACUCGACGCAGAGGUGCUCAAGAAGUAUAUCUACGGCGGCCACGUUGCGGAGUACAUGGAGAGCUUGGAGGAGGAAGAUGACGAACGCUUCAAGAAGCAGUUCUCGACCUACCUCGCCGAUGGCGUCGGAUCCGAGGAUAUUGAGGAGAUCUACACCAACGCCUACGCCGCGAUUAGGGAGGAUCCCACCUUCAAGCCCACCGAAAAGACGAAGGACUGGGCGGCGGAGAGCAAGAAAUACAGGACUCCCCGCUCUACCUACGCGGAGCGCAAGGCUCGCGUCCAGGCCAAGAUCGAAGCCUUCCAGGCGAAUGGCGGCGAGGCCAUCGAAGAGGAUGAGGAGGACGACGACGAGUAGAUAUUUUCGGUUUCGGAUUGUACACUGCGCAUAUCCCUGCCAUGCUUAUGCAUAUGCACGCUAUGUUAUUACUCGCGCAACACGCCAUGCGAUGACACGCAAAC
This is a messenger RNA of Punctularia strigosozonata HHB-11173 SS5, 1190 nucleotides long. Its product is annotated as 60S ribosomal protein L5. The record is from RefSeq and is a predicted model, not a curated record. Gene Ontology annotation, biological process: translation; ribosomal large subunit assembly. Bases 157 to 1086 code for a protein of 309 amino acids. The transcript has 5 exons. Gene Ontology annotation, molecular function: 5S rRNA binding; structural constituent of ribosome. Gene Ontology annotation, cellular component: ribosome; cytosolic large ribosomal subunit. Lineage: Eukaryota; Fungi; Basidiomycota; Agaricomycetes; Corticiales; Punctulariaceae.